Molecule: messenger RNA, 3757 nt
Organism: Lacerta agilis (Sand lizard)
Lineage: Eukaryota; Metazoa; Chordata; Lepidosauria; Squamata; Lacertidae
Product: chromosome-associated kinesin KIF4-like
Biological process (GO): mitotic spindle organization; microtubule-based movement
Molecular function (GO): microtubule motor activity; ATP binding; microtubule binding
Source: RefSeq, a predicted model, not a curated record
AUAACAUAAAAUGUCAAGGGAAGAUAUCCGGGUCAUCCCUGCGGUGGCACUAAGGUGCCGCCCCCUUGUUCCUAAGGAACUUGCAGAGGGCUGUCAAAUGUGUUUGUCUUUUGUCCCUGGAGAACAGCAGGUGGUUCUAGGUAAUGACAAAGCAUUCACGUAUGAUUAUGUCUUCGACCCAUCCACUGAGCAAGAGGAGGUGUUCAACGCCUGCAUUUCUCCCCUUUUAAUGGGCAUCUUCAAAGGAUAUAAUGCCACAGUUUUAGCCUGCCAGACGGGAUCCGGAAAAACAUACUCCAUGGGAGGUGCUUACACAGCCGACAAAGAGAACGAUCCCACUGUUGGAAUCAUCCCUCGCGCAAUAAAGCUUCUCUUCCAAAGAAUGAAAGCGAGGGCAGAGUGGCAGUUCUUCCUGAAAGUCUCUUAUUUGGAGAUCUAUAACGAAGACAUCCUUGACCUCUUGGCACCAGCCAAAGAGCGGACAGCUCAAAUCAGCAUCCGUGAAGACCCCAAGGAAGGCAUAAAGAUUGUGGGGCUCACUGAGCACGUGGUGCAUUCUGCUCAAGAGAACCUGUGCCUGGAGCAGGGGAACAACUCACGAACGGGUGCCACGGCCAUGAACACCCAGUCAUCACGCUCUCACGCCAUCUUCACCAUGACCAUUGAACAGAAAAGCAAGAGUGAUACGAACACCAGUUUUUGUUCCAAGCUGCACCUCGUAGAUCUUGCUGGUUCAGAAAGGCAAAAGAAGACCAAAGCAGAAGGUGAUCGGCUUCGGGAAGGGAUCAACAUCAACAAAGGACUCCUGUGCCUGGGGAAUGUCAUCAGCGCUCUUGGAGAGGAAAGCAAGAAGGGCAAUUUUGUCCCUUAUAGGGACUCUAAGUUAACACGCCUUUUGCAAGAUUCCCUGGGAGGCAAUAGCCACACCUUGAUGGUGGCCUGUGUGAGCCCAGCAGAUUCAAACCUCGAGGAGACUUUGAAUACCCUUCGAUAUGCUGAUAGGGCCAGAAAAAUAAAGAACAAGCCAGUAGUGAAUAUUGACCCUCAGACAGCAGAGAUUGGCCGGCUAAAGCUGCAGGUCCAACAGCUGCAGGUCUUACUGCUGCAGGCUCAUGGAGGGACCCUUCCUGUGUGUAUUGGUGGUGAGCCCUCGGAAAACCUGCAAUCUCUAAUGGAGAAAAAUCACUCCCUCGCAGAGGAAAAUGAAAAACUAAGCCGCGGCCUCAGUGAAGCAGCAGGCCAGCUUGCCCAGCUGCUGGAAAGAAUCAUUGUGACGGAGCAGCAGAACGAAAAGAUCAGCACAAAGGUGGAAGAGCUCCAGAAACAUGAUGCGUUGAAACUCAACCUGCAGAAGCUGCUUGAGGCUCUGGAGGAUCAAGAACUGAAACAGCACGUGGAAUUAAUUUGCCACUUACAGCAAGUGAUCGCCCAGUUUCUGAGUGAAACCCCUGCUGGCGUUACGGACAUGGACACAUCUGAUCAAGACUCCAGCGCUGUGUCAGAAGUUGACCUGGAUGCUCAAGGGUCCUCUGACGAGUACGCCACUCGGCAUGCUCUCCACCAAGCUCAGAUGUCCAAAGAGUUGCUUGAGCUCAACAAAGCCCUGGCUCUGAAGGAGGCCUUGGCAAGGAAGAUGUCUCAGAACGACAGCCAGUUGGAGCCCAUACAAUGCCAAUACCAGACCAGCAUCAAGGACCUUGAAAUGGAGGUGGCCAAACUGCAGAGAAAAGAAGACCUGGUCCUUGGCAUUCAUAUGACGAAGAAGGAUGUCAGCCAAGCAAAACUCAGCGAACGGCGCAGGAAGCGGCUUCAGGAGCUGGAAGGGGAAAUGGCAGAUCUGAAGAAGAAGCUGAAGGAGCAGUCGAAGCUCCUGAAGAUGAAAGAAUCCAAUGAGCAGACAGUGUGCAAACUGAACCAGGAGAUCCGGGCGAUGAAGAGUCAACGUGUUCAGCUGAUACGUCAAAUGAAAGAGGACUCUGAGAAGUUUAAGCAGUGGAGGCAGCAGAAAGACAAGGAAGUCAUCCAGCUGAAGGCACGGGAUCGCAAGAGGCAGUAUGAACUUGUCAAACUAGAGCAAGACUUCCAAAAGCAAGCCACUGUCCUCCGGCGAAAAGCAGAAGAGGCUGCUGCUGCCAACAAGCGUUUAAAGGAUGCUCUCCAGAAACAGCAAGAGGUUACCAAUAAGCGAAAAGAGAACGCCAACCGCGGGGUUGAGGGAAUUGCUGCUCGGGUGAAGAGCUGGCUCGCAAACGAAGUGGAGGUCCUUGUUAGCAUUGAAGAGGCUCAGCGUCACCUCAACGACCUCCUGGAGGACCGGAAGACCUUGGCGAAGGAGAUUGCCUCGCUUAAAGAGAAGCGAGAUGCUGGGGAGAACCUCCCGUCAAAAUACAAGAGGCGCACGUUUUCCCAUAAAGCUGUGGAAAUAGAGCAUUCCAUCGCCAAGCAAAUAGAGAGCCUCGAAACAGAGAUGGAGCUCAGGAGCGCCCAGAUUGCUGACCUGCAGCAGAAGCUGCUGGACGCAGACGCCGGCGACCGCACCAAGCAGCGCUGGGAGAGCAUCACCAACCUUGCGGAAGCCAAGUGUGCCAUCAAAUACCUGAUUGGCGAACUGGUCUCCUCAAAAGUGGAGAAUGGGAAACUGGAGAACCGUUUGCAGCAGACCAAAGCCACGUGUGCCGACACGCAUAAAAUGCUUCUCGAAGAGCGAAAGGUUGUGGCAGAAAUGGAAGCGGAGCACGAGAGUCAGCUGGUCCAAAAGGAGCAGCAGCAUCAAGAAAAGGUACUCUAUCUACUCAGCCAGAUACAGCACAAAGAAGAAGCAGAGAAGAAGCUGGAGACUUCCAUUUCAGAACGGGAGCAGCAGCAACUCGAGCGCAUCAAGUUCCAGGAAGAAGAGCUGGCCAAGAUGAAGGAGGUUUUUGAAAAGAACCAGGAACACCAAGAAGAGAUUGAAACUCUCAGACAGAAAUUGAGAGUUUUUCAAGCUGUCAGUGGGCAGAGGAUCUGCAAUGGCCAGCCGGCCCCUGCAGCAGACACCCCGCAGUCCCCCUUCGAAUACAUUCCACCCAAGCCAAAGUCUCGCAAGCGAAUGACCUCCCUGCCUCCAGCCGACAUAGAUGAGGAAGACUCAUCUUCUGACUUGGAUGAGGCCAAAGAAAUGGAAGAUGCAGAGUGGGUGCCGUACAAGCUUUCCAGAGGAGCCAGGCAGAGCAUUCUGGGGUGCACCUGCCGAGGCCGCUGUGGAAACAAGAAGUGCGGCUGCCGUAAGCAAAAGAUGGCCUGCUCCGAGGACUGUCGCUGCGAGUAUGCAGGGUGUCGGAACCGCGAGCGCUAUGAUUUGGAAGGGGUGCUUGGUGAUGAGCAAGUGGGAGAUUCAAAGGACAGCUUCAACCCGGAAGAUCCUACUCUGGCAACUGGAGGAGACACCUUCUUCGAGCCACCAGAUGUUGCACCUACCAGAAAGGUCCUGGAGGAAAAAAAUGAGAUUCUGCCUGCCACUUCCUUCUUUGCACUGGGAGAUGAAUCUAGCAAGAUCUCAGCAGCAGCAGCCAUGAAGAAGGGGAGGAAGCGGCUUCACAGCAUCAGAAGCAGCUACCUCUCAGGCUGCACACCGAUUAAGGAAGAUGGUUGAGGGCCAGAGGGGGCGGGAGCAGGCUUGGAAAGGAAAGCUUGAGCCUGCAGGCAACGGAUGUUUUUAUAGUGUAUAGUGUUGUUUUUAGAGCUUAUACUUUUUUUGAAUAAAGGAAAUUCAAGUAUA